GCCGGGAGGGGCGGGGCCGCGCCUGCGCGCUGCGGCGCUUCCGUCGGUGCGGCUGGCGCAGGCGGGAGGCCCCGGGUGAGGGGCGCGCGUUGCCCGGCGACGGGCGGGGGCGCCGCGCGGCCUGUCCCGGCCCCGCGCCUCGCCUUCCUCCCGCAGCGCCGCCGAGCCGCCUCCGGCCCCGCCGAGCGCCGCCGCCGCCAUGGCCAGCUCCCCCGUGUCCCGGGUGGUGUACAACGGGAAGCGGAGCGGCGGCCCGCGCUCCCCCGGCGCAGGCAGCGAGAUCUUCACGCCGGCCCAUGAGGAGAACGUGCGCUUCAUUUACGAGGCCUGGCAGUGCGUGGAGCGCGACCUGCGCAGCCAGAUGGGCUCCGAGCGCGGCCUGGUUGAGGAGUACGUGGAGAAGAUGCCGAACCCCAGUCUGAAAGCGUUUAAACCCGUCGACCUGGGUGAUCUGAAGAGGAGGAACACACAGGAUGCAAAGAAGUCCUAAAGCGGGUCCUCCUUGCGGGUCGGCUGCUCUCCUGAGGUCCUCAAGCAGAUUUAAUUUGAGAUUUUGUGUUGAUUUCCUCCUCUGGUCUGUCCUCCUAAAAGCUCGCGGGAGAGCCAGUCAGCUUUGGGGCUGGCUCUGAAGCUGCCUGAGGCUGAGGAUGCUCAGGGCCUCUUGAGACUGCCCAGAGCCUUUUGCAAAGGAUUCCAGUCCCCUGCUCAUAGCUUUCUCUGGCCUCAAACUGUCCUUCCCCACUUCAUGCUGAGUAAUCCGAUCUCCUGUUCCCCUCCUGUCGCUGCCCCCUGUGCUAGGCUGGGCAGGGCUGAGGCAGAUGUGCUGUUGGAUCAGGCAGCACGGGAUCUCACUUUCCCCCGUGCACCGAAGCUCCACAGCUGCUGGGGCUGGCCCAGGGCAGGAGGCACAAUCGAGUCUGUUCCCGUGCCUCCAGACACUGGGGCAAGCCCUGUCCAGCCCCACUGUGCAGCUGAGGGAUGGGCAGACCGUGGCCAGGCUCAUCCCAGUUCCACUGUGGCAGCAAGUUGCUGCUUGGGCUGCUUGCUGCCAGAGCACGUGGACCACAUCUGAGGCCACAUCUUUUACCUGCUUAGAUCAGGCCUGGUCCUUGUGGUGCUGGAGGGGAAGCUGUUCCUCUCCCUGCAGAUGGAGAGGUGGAGUGUCAGCACCAGCCCCAGGCUCCUGAGAGGUGCUCAGAGGGACCUGGGCCACCUGCAGCCCCACAGGAGGAGCCCAGGAGCUCCUUGCCCUGGCAACGCUGCAGUUUUGUACUAACACCCAUUUUCCAGAUACACCCUGGAGCCUGGCCCCUCAGCUCCCCCGGGGUGGCCAUGGCUGGUAGAACCACGCCAGGGGCGCUUCCUUAAGCCACUCACUCCUGGCACUGCUGGAUGGUUCCUUUGUCCUUGCCUGAGCCAGAGAGUGACUGUGUCAGCUUCACCCCCCGAGCUGCUGGCUGCUCCCUGGGCAGGGCUGGCAGCCCCCUGCCCGCCUGUGCUCCGUGCUGGCGGGGAUGGGGCUGCCAGGCCUGCCCAGUACCAGCAGCUGUGGGGAGGGCUGCAGGGACUUGGAGCUGCCAAUACCUUUCCUUUGUUGAGUCCUUGAGUUGUACUGUACCCUUUCCUUCCUGUGGUAUGUCACUUGAGGAGUGUUGUAAAUAAACGCUGGUGUCCUUUU
Oenanthe melanoleuca is the source of this 1678-nucleotide messenger RNA. It is a transcript of the gene MCRIP1, whose product is annotated as MAPK regulated corepressor interacting protein 1. The record is from RefSeq and is a predicted model, not a curated record. Bases 200 to 490 code for a protein of 96 amino acids. NCBI's taxonomy places the organism in Eukaryota, Metazoa, Chordata, Aves, Passeriformes, Muscicapidae. The transcript has 4 exons.